CCGCGACGCGAGAAUCACGCAACCGAGAACAAAAAGCGAGCACCCAAAGGAGCAGAAUACAACACAUGCCCGAUUGAGAGGACAAUAGCAGCUUUGGUCAUAUUUGGCUUACCGCGCUCUCGCAUCACCUCUUUGUUCCUGCAGAAGCACGAAGCCCGAUGCUUUCACGCGGCGGCGGGUAUAUAUAGGGAGGCGAAGAUGGGGGAAACCUCAGACUCUUCGUCCCUACUGUUUCUCUCUUAUCUGCCACGCUCUUCUCAUCAACGCUUGACGUCUGACCUUUUACGUUCUCUUGCAUCCCGUUUUACUUCCGCUUUCUACGCACUCAGACUCUCUUGUGUCCUCUGCACGAUUCAAUUCACGUUUGCACCCAUUCAUCUACGUUCCAUCACCAAGCAACUUUCCCACUCAUCCAGCAUGUCCACCGCACUCCCGCACGUUAUUGCUUUCCUCUCCCGUGGUCUCUUGGCCAAAUUCUCUCCUGGCGCUGUGACGUCUCUGCAACUCAUCCUCACUGCCUCCCUCCGCUCUGCCCCGUCGACUGCGACCUUCAUCCUCACCUCGGCAACGGGCACUCUCCCCGCACCCCUGCGCGCCGCAUCCACCGGCUCCGGCAUCCCCUGGUCCGCCUGGUUCUCCAUCCUGAGCGGCGGCGCCGCGCGCGUGCUGCUGUUCUACGGCCCCGACUACGUCAAGCUGCGCAUCGGCGACGGUGCGCUCGUGGACCUGUGGCGCGCGCGUGUCCCUGCCGCGGCGGCGCGUGCUGCGAAGCCGCUGUCGAUGUUGAAGGGCGUCGCGCACCCCCUGCUGCAGGCGAACACCGGUGCACGGCUGCGUGCUGCGCUGCUCUCUGCGCGUGUCCGGCACAGCCGCCGGCUCGAGGCGGCCAGCGUGCCCGAGGCGAUGGAGCUUUCGGAUUCGGACGACUCAGACGACUCGGAGUCGGAUAUGGACUCGUAUGAGUCGCGGUCCACUGUCGAGUCGGAUUCCGACGUCGAGUCCCCUUCGUCGUUCUACUCGUAUGACGGCUUCGACGCGGACUCGGACUCGGAUUCGGAUUGCGACGAACCGAUCUCAGCCUCAGAUUGCGACUCGGACGUCGCUACCUGGUCGCCCUCACCCGCUGUUAAAGCCCAGACGUACGUCUACCAAGGCGGCGUCACGCGCGUCACCUCGGGUGGUGUUAUGCUGGGAUCUGCCAGUGCUUCCUCCAAGCGCUGGUAAAUGGCCCCCUUCACCAUCCACAUCAAAUCAUUAUCACGACCCAUACAAAACGCUUGACACGGACCAACCGCUCACUUAUUUGCACCGACGCUGACGCUCAAACUGGCAAGGACCAGUGAUGGACUAUGAUCUCCUGUAGCUCUACGCUGUACUUUACGACCUGCUAAUUCCUUGUGUAUCCUCCUACUUUAAUGUUCUGUGUAUAUGUAGAUACGUAUUCAGGGUCAUGAUUAUCCUGCUUGGAGCAGGCGUCUUGGAA
Messenger RNA from Mycena citricolor, 1483 nucleotides. NCBI's taxonomy places the organism in Eukaryota, Fungi, Basidiomycota, Agaricomycetes, Agaricales, Mycenaceae. The record is from the annotation of a GenBank genome assembly.